UCAAACAAUUGUAUAUUGGAAAAUUUGUGUAUAAUGAAAUCUCCUUUACUACAGGUUGCAACCUUUAUAGUCCAAAAAAUUCUGCUGGACGAAAUUGGUUUGAAAUAUAUUUGCACUACAGCAGAACGCUUUUAUGCAGUAGGUCGAGUUUUGGGAAACAUGGUGGCAACUCUUGUUGAGCAACCGUCAUGCCGUCUUUUGAAGCAUAUUAUUCGUUGCUAUCUUCGCCUGUCAGAUAACCAGAGUGCUUGCGAGGCUUUAAGAACCUGUCUCCCAGACAUGUUAAGAGACGCUACAUUCAGUAGUUGCCUUCGUGAGGACCCAACAGCAAGGCGGUGGCUACAGCAGUUGCUUCACAAUAUCGGAGUCAAUCGAGUUCCUACACUUCAAGGUGGAGGAGGAUUUGAUCAUAUGAUGGUAUCGUGAGAACAGAGACCUUGACUUGUUGCUUUACUAUCAUUCUGAAAUUUUCUAACUUGCUGAGAGCGAACAUUAAAUGGCAUUUUCAGAUGAGCAUGCACUAAGAAUGGAAAUUGAUACGGAAGGAUCUACCUUUUCCGCUUGAUGUAAACAGGUCAGCAUCUAAUCUGACAAUUACAUGGGUAGAUCACAUGAGAGCAAGGACAUGGACAAAUUAAUCAUUAAUUUUUCUUGUAUUUUUAAUAACAUAGUACGUACUAAUUCUCUCCUUAAAAUUACUUUUUGUUUAUCUUAUAAUUACUUUUUGUUUAUCU
Vigna umbellata (rice bean) is the source of this 734-nucleotide messenger RNA. The record is from RefSeq and is a predicted model, not a curated record. NCBI's taxonomy places the organism in Eukaryota, Viridiplantae, Streptophyta, Magnoliopsida, Fabales, Fabaceae.